ACCUGAGUACUGAGUUCUGUACCAGUGUCCUGGUGACCCUCACAGCACUGGUGUAAGGGAAUGGACAAGGGAGUGUCACAUGAUGUUAUGGACAGAAUUUCAAAGGCAAAGAAGCCCUAAUAUAAGACUUCUUCCCCCCCUCCCAUUUCACUCAUCUUUUAGGUUCUAACUUUGCAAUUAGGUGCCAUCAAAUCAGACUGUGAAUAUAUGUCAGUCAUUGCUGUAGAUGAGUUAAUCCCUUACGAUCCCCCAACUCUAGAAAAGGGAUAGAGGUGUGAGCAUAUGUUCCUUGGGAGUCAGUAAGUGCUGCUGCAGGGAGAAAGGUCAUUACCUGAAACAAAUGUCAAUAAUAGAAAUAGCUAAUGUUUAAUAGACACUUCUACUAUGCCAAACAUUUUACAUACACUUUAGCUAAUCCCUCAGGACACUGCAAGGUAGCCAUUUUACCCCAAUUUCCUUGAUUAAAAGAAAAACCGAAGCUGAGAGAGAAUAAGUGACAGGCUCGAACUAUCUCACAACUACUGGGCAACAGUAUCAUAAUUAAAUCCACAUCUUUCCAGCUGAAAAGUCCAUGUUCUUAAGACCACACGAGCAGAUUAGAGAAGGUAUAAGCAACCAAGGAUAUUUUUAAAGCUAUUGUGCUAGGUACAGAUUAUGCACUAAGAAUAGCUGGGUAAAAGAGGCUUAUACCAUCCAAGUAUCUUGGUAUCUUAGUUUAGAAACAUUGGUUAACCUGAUUCAUGCAAAUUUUUACUUUUAUUUAUUUCUAAUGUUUUUUCAACUUCAUUGAGGUAUAGUUGACAAGUAAAAGCAUAAGAUAUUUAAAGCAUACGUGAUGAUUCACCAAAUAAUGUUUUUUCAAAGAACAACAACUUUCACCUAUAUAACCAAAAUGCAGUGAAUCAAUCCAAGAAAUUUAACACUGAUACAAAACUAUCAUUUACUGUAUAGUCUAUGUAUAGGUGACAUUGUAACCUUAGUGCAUUGCCGUAGGAGGUAGGUGUUGUCAGUUUGUCCUAUUAUUGGUGGUAUUAAGUUUGAUCCCUAGAUUUUUCUUUUAUAAAUGUAAAGGUAUCAUUUUACUUUUGUAACUAGUAAUUAACAUCUGGGGAAUAUAUUCUGACUGUAUAAAUAUUUUCUCCAAUAGCCUUUCAGCCAGUCAUUAUAACGUAAAUUGAUUACACUGAAUUGAUUUUUAUAAUGAUGGUUACAAACUAUCUGGAUUCUUAGAUCUCAGUAGUCUGCCAAUUUCUUUUCCCCCCAGAUAUAUUGAGAUAUAAUUGACAUGUAACACAGUAUAAGUUAAGAUGUACAACGUAUUGAUUUGAUACAUUUAUAUACUGCAAGAUGAUUACCACCAUAGCAUUAGCUAACACCUCCAUCCUGUCACACAAUUACUAUUGCUUUUUGGUGAUGAGAACAUUUAAGAUUUACUCUUUGCAAUAUCCCAUAGGUUUUGACAUGUUACGCUUCCAUUUUCAUUUGUUUCGAGAUAUUGCUUGAUUUACUUUUAAUUUCUUCUUUGACCCGUUGGUUGUUCGGGAACAUGUUGUUUAAUCUCCACAUAUUUGUGAAUUGUCCAGUUGCCUCCUGUUACUGAUUUCUAGUUUUAUAACAUUGUGGCCAGAAAAGAUAUUUAUGAUUUCAGUCUUCUUAACGUUGCUAAGAUUUGUUUGUGACCUAUCAUUUAGUCUAUUCUAGAGAAUGUUCUAUGUGUGCUUGAGAAGACUGUUCCUGUUAGAGGAAAUAUUCUGUAUAUGUCUGUUAGUUCCAUUGGUCUGAAGUAUGUUUCAAGUCCAACAUUUCUUUAUUGAUUUUCUGUGUGUGUAACCUAUCCAUUGUUGAGAGUAGGGUAUUGAAGUCCCCUGCUAUUCGUGGAUUAUUGCCUAUUUCUCCUUUCAGAUCUGGUAGUAUUUGCUUAAUGUAUUUAGGUGCUCUGAUGUUGAAUGCAUAUACAUCUAUGAUUAUUUUAUGUUCUUGACUAAUUGACCCUCUUGUUGUAUAAUGACCAUCUUUGUCCCUUGUUACCUUUUUUGCCUUAGUCUAUUUUGUCUGAUGCAAAUAUAGCUACUCCUGCUCUCUCUUAAUUUUUAUAUUUUUAUUGAAGUAUAGUUGAUUUAUAAUGUUUCACAUAUACAGCAAAGUUAUUCAGUUAUUUAUAUAUACAUAUAUAUAUUCUUUUUCAGAUCCUUUUCCAUUACAGUUUAUUACAGGGUAUUGAGUAUAGUUUCCUGUGCUAUACAGUAGGACCUUGUUGUUUAUCUGUUUUAUGUAUAGUAGUGUGUAUCUGUUAAUCCCAAAUUCCCAGUUUAUCCCUUCUCCCCUUUCCCCUUUGGUAACCAUAAGUUUGUUUUCUAUGUCUGUGAGCCUGUUCCUAUUUUGUAAAUAAGUUCAUUGUAUCAUUUUUUUUUAAGAUUCCACAUAUAAGUGACAUAUGAUAUUUGUCUUUCUCUGACUUACUUCAUUUAGUAUGAUAAUCUUUAGGUCCAUCCAUGUUGCUGCAAAUAGCAUUAUUUCAUUCUUUUUUAUGGCUGAGUAACAUUCCAUUUUAUAAAUAUACCACAUCUCCUUUAUCUAUUCAUCUGCUGAUGGACACAAAUGAACUUAUUUACUGGGUAAAGUACUCUUGACUGGCAGUUUCUUUCUUUUGGCAUUUUGUAUAUAUAAUCCCUUUCUCUCCUGCCUGCAGCAUCUCUGCUGAGAAAUCCACUGAUGGCCUUAUGGGAGUUCCCUUGUGUGAGAGGUUUUUGUUUUUUCUUUUGCUGCUUUUAAAAUUCUCUUUGUCUUUGAUUUUAGAUAGUUUUGUUAUUAUGUGUCUUUGAGAUGAUUGUUUUGGAUUGGAACUUUUAGGUGACCUGUUAGCUUCAUAAACUUCGAUGUCUAAAUCUCUUCCCAGGUUUGGGAAGUUCUCUACUAUUAUUUCUUUAAAUAAGCUUUCUACUCCCUUUCCUUCUGGAACUCCAGUGAUGUAUACAAUAUUUCUUUCUAUGGUGUCCCAUAAUUCCCCUAGGCUUUCUUCAUCCUUUUUCAUUCUUGCUCCUUGAUGGGAUAAUUUCAGUGGAUCUCUCUUUUCACUCAGUGGUUCUCUCUUCUGUUUGCUAAAGUCUGCUGUUGAAACGCUCUGUUGAAUUCUUCAGAUCAGUCAUUGAACGUCAGCUCCAAAAUGUUUGGUUCUUUUUUAUUUUUUUCUUUUUGUUGAAAUUAUUUUGUUCUUGUACUGCUUCCUGCUAUCACUGAAUUGUUUAUCUGUGUUCUCUCACAGCUCUUUGAGCAUCUGUAGAACAAUUAUUUUCAGUUCUUUGUUGGGCAACUUCUAGAUCUUCAUUUCUUUGGGGCCAGUGACUGGAACUUUACUGUAUUCCUUUGGUGGAGACAUGUUUCCCUAAUUCCUCCUGAUCCCUGUAGCCUUGAAUAGGUGUCAGGAUAGUUGAAGAAGCAGUCACUUCUUCCAGACUUUAUGGACUGAGUUUGGUAAGGGCAGCCUUUUACCUGCAGGAGGGGGCAUACUGGUUCACGUUGUGAGCCUGGGUCUAUUGGUGCAGGGUGCCAAGUGUAGGGGUAUGUGGCAGCACUUUGUCUGGAGAAGUGUGAUGUCUGUUCAGCUCUGGCCAGUAGGGUCCACAGUAUAAAAAACUGUGUGGUCCUUGGUGAGUAGUACAGGGGCAUCUGCAGUGGCUGCAAGAACUGUUAGGGUCCUAAAUGGUACCUCCAGUUCCAGUAGCUAGUGUAGGCAGUGGGGGUGGCCGGAGCUGCUAGUGUAUGCACACUCGGUUGUGGGAGCCAGCCCCAGGUGCCCAUGGAAUGGCUGAGGCUAGUUGCAGACACACUCACAGUGAUGGGGGCCAGGGAAGGUAGCAAAGGCCAGGCUAACUAUGUGCUCUCUAGUAGCUGCAGGGGACCUGGCUGUUGACAUGCUCUCCUGUGGCUGCAUGCUCUCCCCCGCUGAGUGUGCAACUAGAGUGGACAAUGGUGAUGGGUUCGGGCUGGGCGUGUGCAGGUGCAAAGUUGGAGGGGCUAGGUGCAGGUGGACAGGGUGGUACUAGCCAGUGACAGGACACAGCCUGAUGUGGGCGCACAAGCAGCUGUGGGCCCUGGUUGUCCGUGCACUCACCCCUGACUGUGUGCUCACCCAUGGCUGCACGCUAUCCCCUGUGCUCGAAGGCUGCAGUGGAGGCCAGUGACUGGCAUCAGGCCAGGGGGUGCAGGAGCACAGCUGCAGGGCUAGCCUCCGGAGCAGGCAUGGCUGUAGCGUCAGCUAGGGGUGGAGGCUAGGCUGGGGUUUUGCAUGUAGGCAGCUGCAGAAGCUCCAGCUGGCUGUGAGCAUGGCUCCAGGGCUCCCGUGGGGUUGGGGAGGAACUCAGGCAGCUGGCAUCUUAAACUUGCCACACCACAGAGACCUCAGUGGCUGUAUGUGCAAUCCCAGCCUCUGGUGGGGGUGGGGUAGGAAGCAGGGAGAGAUUCAGGUGGCUAGCAUCAUCCAACAGAGUACCUGUGGGGCAAAAGUUAGAGCGAUCUGCCAGGGAUCCGUGGCAGCUGUGCUGCCCGUUGUCUUCAGCAGUGGGGAAAUGGGCUGAGGUUUUCUGCGGAGUAGGUCUCGGUGAACCAGGAUCAUUGCCACUGCGCAUCUGCUAAUAAUAGCCUCCACUUUCCUUCCUUGUCUAGGGAGCUUCACACAUCUCCACUUUGCUGGUCAGGGUGGGGUGAAACUGAAGCGGAACCUUCCAUGCAGUGUCCCAAGAAACUGAGGAAGCUGUCACUCAGCCCACUCUUAAGGAAGGGGUAUUGCAUUUUUUACACAUUGAAAGUUUGCGGCAACCCUGCGCGGAGCAAGUCUAUUGGUGCCAUUUUUCCAACAGCAUUAUUUUUUAAUUAAGAGGCCUGGGAAAUGCAGGUUCCAGCAUAACAGGUUUAAAGUUUGACAUACUUUAACCAUUUGAACAAAUGGACAUGCUUAUCGGAAAAGCUGGAGAUCUGUGACUCUACAUCUUGGUUGACCAAUCUAAGGACCCCAAGCAGACUUCUCUCCUUCACCUGAACUCUACAAGGAACCUGAGCCUUGGUACCAGCAGAGGCCUCUCAUGCCCACUGGCCUCCUCAGAGAGUCCAGAUGAAUUUAGGGGUGUCUAUGUUGUAAAUGUGCAGUGGGUGAACUUGGAUGAGACCAUUCACCUGUGUUUUGGAGUGUUUUCUGGAUUCUGUCCCAGCGGAUCUGAUUCCUGCUCGUAGCUUCCUAGAUUGACGUUAAGCAUCAUUAGGGAAGUUCAGCUGCCACUGGACCUUUUUCAGUUAAAACAAUAAUGACUUUCUGGAAAUGUAAUUCCAGUGGAGCCUGUUUUCUGUGUGGCCUGGAAGAAUACCUACCUACCAUCAGCUAUUCAGAGACCUUGUAAAAAGUCUCUGUACAUCAAGCAACUGAGUGACACUGGGUGGUUCAAGGGGACCUUAAGAAUUGUAGAAAUCAAUUCAACUAGAAGAUUCAACCACUGCUACUCCGAGCUGCUGUUGAAAUACCAUGUCUAAGAACUCAGAGUUCAUCAACCUGUCAUUUCUAUUAGAUCAUGAGAAGGAAAUGAUCCUGGGAGUCCUGAAGAGAGACGAAUAUUUGAAAAAAGUAGAGGACAAGAGAAUAAGGAAGCUGAAGAAUGAACUCUUAGAAGCAAAACGUAGAAGUGGGAAGACUCAACAAGAGACCAGCAGAGUCUGUGCUCACUGUCAGAGAAACCUGGGCUUAAUAUUCGACCGGGGAGACCCGUGCCAGGCCUGCUCGCUGAGGGUGUGCAGCCAGUGUCGGGUCUCAGGCCUGGACGGCAGCUGGAGGUGCACCAUCUGUGCCAAAGUCGCGCAGCUAAGGAUUGUAACUGGUGAAUGGUUUUUUGAAGAAAAGGCAAAGCGUUUCAAGCAAGUCAAUGUUCUGGGCACCGAUGUUGUACGACAGUCCAUCUUAAGAAGAAGUCCAGGAGCUGAAGAAAUACAAAGCCAAGAGCUAACUUGUCAGAAUGCAGGAAAGUCAGACAUUUCACCUGCUGGGCAGAAGGCCAGCCAUGAUGCACCCAGGAGAAAGGGAUUUCUUCUUAGCAAGUUCAGAUCAGCAACCAGAGGAGAAAUCAUAACUCCAAAAACUGAAAGUGGGCGGAGCUACAGCUUGGACUUAGAUGGCCAAAAUUUUCGGAGUUUAAAGUCAGCCCCGGGUUCAGACAGAGGGAGCACCGGUUCGUCAGAUCUCAAUGACCAGGAAGCUGGUCCUGGGACUCCAAAGAGCAUCCGGAGCAAUGGUGUGACACCAGUCACUCAGAGGUCACCGGCCCCAAGCACACGCAGCGUGACCUCGCUCAGCAAUAGAGAACAUGGUUUUGAAACUUCCAUGGAGUUGGUUGCCACUGAAAGCACCUCUGAGGACCUCACCAAGAGUCAUCGCCGAAAAACUUCGGGCACACCUUCCAUAGCUGUGUCCAGGGCCUCCCUCUCCUCAGACCAGAGUCAAUCUGAGUUAGAUUUGAGUGGGUCAUUUAUAGAAGACUUCGAAGAUACUGUAGGCAUCAAAAGCAAGUCUGUCCCUGGGGCUUUGGACAAAGACUUGGACUCCUUGGGAGGGAACGAAGAAGGCAUUGAUGACUUCGUGUCCUCCCAGUUUUCUGCAAACACCCACAGUCUAGCAAGUGGCCUGUCAACCAAUUCUCAAGCAGGCUCUGACAGGAAGUGGACCUACCUAACUCUGCCUGACGCUGACUCAGACACUACCAGCCUUAACAGCACGAUGAGUGUUUACAGUGAAACAGGAGACUAUGGCAACGUGAAGGUCAGCGGGGAAAUCCUUCUCCACAUCAGCUACUGCUACAAAACUGGCGGGCUCUACAUUUUUGUCAAGAAUUGCCGAAAUCUGGCCAUAGGUGACGAAAAGAAGCAGAGGACAGAUGCUUAUGUCAAGUCGUACCUUCUUCCUGACAAGUCCAGAAAUAAUAAGCGCAAGACCAAAAUCAGAACAGGCACCAAUCCAGAAUUCAAUGAAACACUAAAGUACACCAUCAGCCAUACUCAGCUGGAAACGAGAACUCUGCAGCUCUCUGUCUGGCAUUACGAUCGAUUUGGACGAAACAGCUUCCUGGGGGAGGUGGAGAUUCCUUUUGACUCAUGGAACUUUGAAAAUCCAAGCGAUGAGUGGUUUGUGCUUCAGCCCAAGGUGGAAUUUGCUGCUGAGAUUGGCCUUCAGUACAAAGGAGAGCUGACAGUUGUUUUACGUUACAUACCCCCAGAGGAGAACCUGACACUUCCACUUGGACAGCUUCAAGCUGAUGCAGGAAAGAAGACCUUUAAAAGAGGAAAGAAGAAGGAAUCACCUGUCAUCUCUGGAGGAAUACUAGAAGUGUUCAUCAAAGAGGCAAAGAAUUUGACAGCGGUGAAGUCAGGAGGCACUUCUGAUAGCUUUGUGAAGGGCUACCUUCUCCCUGAUGAUAACAAAGCCACCAAGCACAAAACUCUGGUAAUAAAAAAGAGUGUUAACCCUCAGUGGAAUCAUACUUUCAUGUUCAGUGGCCUGAAUCCCCAGGAUAUAAAGAAUGUUUGCCUAGAACUGACCGUCUGGGACAAGGAGGCCUUUUCCAGCAACAUCUUUCUGGGAGGAGUGCGUUUGAAUUCCGGAAGCGGUGUGAGCCAUGGGAAGAACGUGGAUUGGAUGGACUCUAAGGGGGAAGAGCAACGCCUUUGGCAGAAGAUGGUGGACAAUCCUGGGACUCCUGUAGAGGGCGUACUCAUGCUCCGUUCCAGCAUGGGGAAGAGUAAACUCUGAAGGUACCAGUUCUCCUAAAUGAGGCCUCCAGGGACUGUCUGGUUGUUACUUCCGACCAGCAGCAGGCUUGGGACCUGGAUUCUGCUUCCCUGCCAUUUCUCACCUGAGGGUAUUGGGAUGCGAGGGGAGAGAUGUGAGUGUUACGAACAUUUAUGGUCUUGCCAAGUGUCUACAAAAGCUUGCACCUCUAUGUGUCCAGGGGCCGGGGCUUUUUGUGUUUGGAUGAUAGAAGGUGUACCACGCUGUCCUAUCAACAAGCAGAUUGUGCAAUGAUUCAUAGGUUUUCCACCAGAAGGGAAAUAGCAUGUGCUUGUUUGAAACUCUGAUUGAGAUGGAGAGUCCCCAGAUUUAUUCUUAUUAUAAGUUGCUUUAGGUUUUCUCCAGGUCUGAGGGAAAAGGAGGCCACUGGAAUGUAGACCACUUGAAGAGUAAGGAGAAGGGAUAUUGUUUACCUUUUCCUCACCCUGCGAGUCCCCAUGAUGGAAAGAAGGCAUUGUGGAGGUGGUUGCUGGGGCAAGGGGGUGGCCCUCUUCUUAUAGCAAACUUGUGGAUUAAUCAGGUAAGUUUUCAAGAUGAGCCAACAGGUUUUUCUCUGGUGACUAUAUAAUUUAUAAUCUAAAUCAUCCCACUUUGGGGAGUGAAGAGAGCUAAGUCAUUAUCCCAGAAAAGCAGAUGUCAACCAGGAUUAACCUGAGAGAAUUGGGAUAUAGGGUCACCCUACUUAUGAUCUAGCUGUUAGAGAGCUCUGUUGUAAACAUUUCUUUUAUAAAAUGUUCUAAGCCACUAACUAAAAGGGGAUAAGAAAUAAUACACAUUUUGAGCCCCUACUUGCGUCACAUCUACUAUAUCCCAUUGAUCAAAGGAAGUCACGUGGCCAAGCCCAAAAUCAGAAGGAAGGGAUGAAAGGUUGUGGCCUGUAGUUCAGUCUACCAUACCGCUUGUCCCCUGGAAUUCCAGAUGCUUUAGCCACCAAACUUAGAUGAAAGGUAGUUAAAGGUGAAAGGGACCUCAGACCUGGUUCCUCAUUUUGACAAUUCCACAUGUGACUCCCAGAGAAGAGACAUGACUUGCCCAAGAUCAUAUAGAAGCUGUGACUGUAUCUGGACUUAAAUCCAGGUGAGACUCCUAGGCCCAUGUUCUUUCCACUGCAGUCUUUAGCAUCAUCCUAUGCUUAUUGGGAUGGACAAGAGGACUUAGAUCAAGGAAGGUGGAGCGAAGUUUGAUUAUUUGUGUAUGAACAUACCUGACCAAGUCUUCUUCUGGAGUCAUGUUUUAGCCCCUCAGCUCAUUUUUUCACUUGAAUUCAUGUCAAAUCCUCAAAACGAUGGAUAAUGAAUUUUAGUAGUAGGAAAGCUAGAAUCAUCGUCAGGCUUAUUCUAGCUAAUUGUUUCAUGUUCUAAAUUUCUUCUUGAAUUUUGAGGACGAAUUUAAGCAUAUAUUUAGUAUUAUUCUUCGUAAGGGGGAUAAGCAAUCCAUGUUCACUAUUAUUCAAAAAUAGGCUGUCUAAUUCUAGGAAAUUGGCAUUAUUGGUCUAGUGUAGCUUAGUACAUACUGUACAAUUUUAUUUUUAAACUCACAUCCAUAUCUUUAUGUUGCCCUUCUUAAAAACAAAUCAAAAAGUGUAAGAUCAUCGCUACUUCCUAUAUUGGAAAAAUAAAUUGUCUUUGGGCUUGAUGUGACUCAGCAUGUCUUCAAUGACAUUUUUAGGGGAGGUGAGAAGGUGGCAAUGGUGAAGCCUAGAGACAUCUCUAAAGUAGACAAAAUGAAAUAGAUUUAUUCACUAAUAAUAAAAGUGGCAAAAUAAUCAAUUCCAAAAUUAAUAACUUGAACUCAAGACGAGCAUUACCUUGAUGUAUUCAGACCUUUGCCACAUUUAGAGCAAUUCUCUGUAUCGUGAUUUCAUAUACUCCAACAUCUAACUGGGUCUUUCCAUAAUGCAAGACCCAGGUAUGCAGAAGUCCAGCAGAAACCUGUUGGUGUGGUUCUCAGAGAUAAAAGAGAAAUUGAUCUUUAGGUUACUCUUUUUUACUAAGUAUAGUGUAGAAGUACAAAGAAUAUUUUUAAAUACAGGUGAUAAAUGUGAAAGGCACAAAAUUCAAAAUAGGUCUGAAUUUUGAAAAGUUAAGUCUUACCCUUCCUCUUCCAUAUCAGAGUAUAUUGACAGUCUCGUUCAUUUUUUAUGGCUACAGGGUAUUACAUUAUAGGGAUAUAUUAAAUUUACUUAACCAGUCCUAUCAAAUGCCACAUUAAAUAUGGUUAACUAAGCUAUAUAUGUUUGGUGGCUUUUCUAAGCCAUCUUUUUUUAAAAAAAAUAAACACUUUGAAAUUCAAAAUAAGAUGUAUAUAAUACACAGCAGCAAUUCUACUUUGGGGGUAUUUAUCCUACAGAAAUAGAUACAUAUGUGAGAAGUGAGUGCAUAUAAGGGUAUUUAUUGCAAAGGACUGGAAACAACCCAAAAGCCCACCAACAGAUGCUUUCUGUAAUAUCAUACAUGCCUGAUUUUUCUGUUUCAUCGAUUGCUCCCUUUCCUUCUCUGUUAAAGGUGGUUUUUUUUUUUUUUUUUUUGUUAAAUUGAAGUGUAGUCAGUUACAAUGUGUCAGUUUCUGGUGUAGAGCACGAUGUCCCAGUCAUAUAUAUACAUAUAUAUAUAUUCAGUUUCAUAUUCUUUUUCAUUAAAGGUUAUUAUAAGAUAUUGAAUAUAGUUCCCUGUGCUAUACAGAAGAAACUUGUUUUUUAAAAUCUAUUAUUACAUACAGUGGCUAAUAUUUGUAAAUCUCAAACUCCCAAAUUUAUCCCUUCCCACCUGCUUUCCCCAAUAACCAUAAGAUUGUUUACUAUGUCUGCAAGUCUGUUUCUGUUUUGUAGAUGAGUUCAUAGUGGCCUUUUUUUCUUUUUUUUCUUAGAUUCCACAUAUAAGUGAUAUCAUACGGUAUUUUUCUUUCUCGUUCUGGCUUACUUAGAAUGACGAUCUCUAGGUCCAUCCAUGUUGCUGCAAAUGGCAUUAUUUUAUUCUUUUUUAUGGCUGAAUAGUAUUCCAUUGUAUGAAUAUACCACAACUGCUCUAUCCAGUCAUCCUUUGUUAAAGAUUCUUGAGUGUUAAAAAUUUGAUUCUUUGAUGCUUGUCCUUUGUUUUCUUGUCACUUUAUCGACCCUCUCAGGCAUUAUCAUGUAUUGGAUCCUCUUGGUUUUAUGACCAUUUACAUGCUUAUAACUUCAGAUUCACAUCCCAACCCAGACCCUUCCCCUCAGCCCCAGGCCCAGAUCCAGCUGCCUGUAUGACAUCUCUACCAAGAUAGCUUGUGUUUUCAACAUGUUACAAAAUGAACUCUUUCUUCUACCCUCUCCCUUACACUCAUGUCUUUCUGUUCUGGUACACCCUGUCCAGUACCUGGUACCAUCAUCCAACAGCUUAUACUAACUAGACACUGGGUAGUGGUCUUUUUUUUUUUAAUUAUUGACAUAUAGCUGACUUACAAUAUUAUAUUAAUUUCAGCUGUACAACAUAAUUUGAUAUUUUUAUAGAUUAUACUCCAUACAAAGUUGUUACAAUAUAUUGACUAUAUUCCAUGUGGUAUACAUUACAUCCUUGUAACUUAUUUAUUUUAUACCUUGUAGUGUGUACCUGUUAAUCCCUUUCACCUAUUUUACCCCUCCCCUGAUUACUUUACCCUCUUGUAACCACUAGUUUGUUCUAUGUGUCUGUGAAUCUAUUUCUGUUUUGUUAUAUUUGUUUGUGUUUUAUUUUUUAAAUUCCACAUAUAAGUGAAAACAUAGAGUAUUUGUCUUUCUCUGUCUGACUUAUUUCACUAAGCAUGGUACCCUCCAAGUCCAUUCAUAUUGCUGCAAAUGGCAACAUUCCAUUUUUUUUAUGGCUGGCUAAUGUUCCAUUGUAUGUAUAUACCACAUCUUCUUUACUCAUUCAUCUGUUGAUGGACACUAAGGUUGUUUCUAUAACUUGGUGAUUGUAAAUAACGCUGCUAUGAACAUUGGGUGCAUAUAUCUUUUCAAAUUAGUGAUCUUUGAUGUAUGUCUUUUCCUUACCCUCGGGCAAAAUCAAUCCGGAAAUCAUCGAUUCUGCCUCCUAAAUAUUUCAAAAACCUGCCAAUUUGUCACCAUCUCCGUGCCACCACCCAAGUACAAGCCGCCAUUACCCCUUUCUACAAUUAUGACAGUCUCCCAGCUGCUCUCUAUGCAGCCACUCUUGCCCUCCCUCAAUCCACUCUCCAUAUGGUGGCCAGAUAUUCCCAACAUGUUAUUUUCAAAUGUUUGAACAUGCAGAAAAGUUGAAAUGCUUUUAGGGUGAACACUGUGGUACCCACUACCUAAAUUCAGCUUCGUUAGCAGUACUUAGUCAUUAUUAUCUGUCCAUCUACAGAGUGAUCUUUUUUAAAAUGCAGAUCUCAUCCUGCUUUAAAACCCUCUGUGGCUUUCACUUGCCCUGAGAAUAAUGUCCAGAUUCUUCUUCCUGGCAUGCCAGGCCCUGUAUAAGAUCGUUGCUGCCUCCUCUCCGCUCAUCCCAGGCCAUGACUCCCCUCCCGUUCUCUUCCGCCACACAGUGCCUUUUUCUGCUUCUCAGUUGUACGAGCCUCUAUCCCAUCUCAUGUCUUUUGCAAAGGAAUCUUCUUGCCCCUUCUCCACAUUGGUCUGCUUUCCAUUAAUCAUCCAGACCUUAAACGUUACCUCCUCAGGGAAACCUCCCCUGACCCCCCCUCUGCCUGGCUAGGUCACAACAGCUUACCUCUAUUUCCCCUUCGCUACCUACAUCACAAUUAUAAGAAAUUAUCCAUGCAAUGAGUCUUUUAAUGCCUGUGUCAAUUCCCUCCCCACCACAUCCCUAGAAUGUAAGAUUCAUAAGGGCAGAGAUGUUAUUUAUAUUUUUUCACAGCUAUAUCCCCUGUGCUUAGUUCAGAGUGGAUAAUGAAAAAAUUAUUUGUGGAUUAAGUGAAAAUGAAAAAAAAAUGUUACAUCAGAGAAUGUUAGACCAGUAAGCAUCUUGAGAGAUGACUGUUCCUAACUUCCAAUUAAUAGACAAAGAAACUGGGACCCACAUAGAUCAAGAAAAAUCUCUGAAUAUGAUUGCUGAUUGAUCUUUUCAAAGCAACCCUCCCACAAGUACUGUAGUUAAAACCCUAGACAGUUCAGCCCAGCCGCUCUUGGCAUAGAUAAAAGCAUAGAGUGUGCUCUCCAGCCCAGCAUCUCAGCUUCUCAGAAGAAGAGAUCGUGGCCUUGUCUGGAGGAUCCUGCUCCCUAUUUGGAGCAGCCCUCAAUUUUCCCUCAGUUGAAUCUGAUGAGUUGUAAAGGGACAUGGGCCAGCUUACAAGCCUGACAUGAUCCAUUCAGUUUGUAAAUAGCACUGCAGGACACAUAGCACAUUCAGUGUAUCAGCACUCAUUUCGCUUAUGCUGUUAUUGUCAGUGAAAUUAUCAGGAUAUAGAUUUUCAGGCCACAAAAGCACCACCAGCAAAGAUAUUUGGGUGAAACUUUUUAUUCGUGGCCUCCUUUUCCUUAAGAAACUUACACAAAUAUAUGAUCAAUCAUGAUUAAGGACUUAGCUAAACUGAUGGGUGAAUUGAGCCUACCUGAUUCGCAGUAAUACUAGCCUCCUCAUCACCUGCUACCGCAAGGUUUCUAUGUGGCAGGGGAGCAGAAGGCUGUGGGACAAAUAAGUGCAAAGCCCACUUUCAGAAGCAAAGUGGAUCCAGAUAUCACAUCCCAGAAGCACCUCAGAGUGAAAUACUAUGGCACUUGGGGCUGUGAUCAGUGUUUGUUUUUUCUUCCAUGUAGAUAUUUCACAUUAAACUGAGCGUUGCCUUUAGAAGUUGGCAGAAGGGCUUUCCUCCCAACAUGGUAUCAUUUAUGGCCUCUAAAAUGAAAACAUAAAUCAAAUGAGGACAUUCAUACAGGCAAAACUAUAACAAAGAUUGGAUUUGGCAAGGUUUGAACAAGAGCCAUGGAAAUUGGGCCAUAUCAAGGAUUCCAAAGGCUUGUCUGAAUCAUCUAGGGUGUGAAUUUAAUACAUUGAUUCCAAAGCAUUGCCGCAAACCUCCUGAACAAAAUCUCCAGAAAACUCCAUCAUUUUUAUCUUGGGUUAUUCUAAUAUGAAUGAUCACAGUUUGAGAAACACUGCAUUAGAGGACAGAUUAUGUUGACUAUAUUAUUUGGACCAACUCUACAUCAUGAUGACAAAUUGGAUUUGGCUAACCUGGGCAUUAUUAAUUGGAAGGCAACCAUGGUGAGGUGGAAGUAGCCUAAACUUGAACUCAGAUUGACAUCAGUUCAAGUCUUGACUAGACUACUUACCAACCAAGUGACCUCUCAUUCGAGUUAAUUAUCCGUUCUAGGCCUUGAUCUACUUGCCUCUAAACUAGGGAUAAUUAGGCUAUCUUGGAGUAAUUGAAGCUAUCAAAUGACAUAAUAUGUGUAAAUAUGCUUUGUAAAUUUUAACCCACUGUGGAAAAAAAGGUCAUUAUUAGUGAGCUAGAAAUAGCAAUCUGUGGUUCAUAAUCUCUUAAGCCCCUCUUUUCCUGAGAGCUUUGUUAGGUCUUAAUCAUUCUAUGUACAAUGAAGUGGUCCCCAGUGUACAGCAACAAUACAAAAAAAACCCCUUACUUCGCUGUGUCACCCGUUGUAGGUGAUAGUAAUUUAUCUAUAUUUAGGCUGGAAUUUCCUACUUUAUCUGAUUAGGUAAUAUGUAUUGCAAAAGUGUUUGAUCUGAUGAAGAGAAAACCUGGUCAGUUUUUUGUUAAAAGGUUAUUGAACCCAUAAGUAAACCGUUUCCACCUUUCUCCUUAACACCUUUCAGUGUAAUGACCCAUCUCUUUCUAUAGCCCAUCGCCUAUCCCCCAUGUCAGAGAGAUCAAUCCUGCCUUCCUCACAGGCAUGUUGUUCAGAAUCAUGCUUUUUAUCUACAGAAGGAAGCUUACCAUUUUGUCAACACAAAUUCCACCAAAAUAUAGAUUGCUGUUGUCAUUAUAAGGAAUGCAGUGUUUCAAAGAGUAGUGAUCGUGCCUUAUUUAUUACCUCAUUAGAAUUUAUCAAACUAUCCUGGUAGAGGGUUCCUUUCAUACUUGGUCAAGGGAAGGAAAAUAUAUAGUUAGUAUCACCUAUAAGAUAGUAGAUCAUAUUUUUCUCUCCAGUAUUUCAGCACAAGAGGAUACUUGUCUCUAAUUUGUUUUCCUUUUUCUCUGACUGAGGCAGAAAUUAAUACCACAAGCAAGUAAGAUAUUUCAUUAUAAUAGUUAAAGCAAAAGUUUAAAUCAUUGGCAUCUGCUGAGAAAAAAAGGUCUCUUUAUACAAAGACAGAGAACUAGGUAUGUAUUUGAAUCUAAAUAUUUUAUUUUUACCCCUUUAUCGUUAGAUCUGUUUACUUUGGAGAAGGAAUCUGAUUGUUUCCUCCAAGCAUUUUCUUCUACUUAGCCGAAGUUUCAUUUUGUGUUCAGAAAGUUGAAACUUGUUUGUGCAGAUCCAUGGGAACUGAUGAGUCCCAACAGUGAAACGUUUAAAAUCUUUCACAUUUGGUAAGAAGGAAGGAAGGGAGCCAUUCUGUUACAAAACAGUUUAUGUCAAUCAUUUCUGUUUGAACUGUAGUUGGAGUCAUCAAGCAUUGGUACUAUAUUUUCAUUUUCAUCCUUUUCAAUAUUCAUUAUUCAUAAAUGGACAUUUUUGAGGAGAGAUCAUUGGCUUUCAGUUGAUGUGAAGAAAUAAAUGUCUAGACUUUCUGGAGUCUUCUUGCUUUUGACCUUGCUCACUACCCACAAUUAAUUUGACCUCCGUAAUUCCUAAGUAUCUUCUUCCCUUGUCUUUCUAACUGAUGGGUGCAGCCCAGAACCUUAGGAGAUGCCCUUUAAUGCUUUUUUCACGUGGAUUAAUGGAAAUGUUAUUAUUAAUUUUAACUCUUUCCUGUCACCUCUGAACCCAGCUCCUUUAGAGUCAUUUGUUUACAAAGCAUCUGAAUACAGAGUCAGGUGGAAGGAGGGAGUACUGCCCUUGCUGCUUCCCAGGGUAUCAAAUUAUAACGGGUACCAAACACCCCUGGAAAGGUAAUGAGGUAGAGAACUCCUCUCAGAAAGAGUAUGGUAUUAGCAGGAAGAAAUGAUGUCUGCUUGAGUACCUAAGUGUGUUGUGGACCUCAUGCCCGAAGAGCAAUUCAUGGUUGAUGAAAGAUAGGUCUGGUUAGAGACAGGGCUUCUGUUUUGCUGAAUGGGAUAUAUAACCUGGGACAGGUAUGAAUUGCUAAGGACAUUAGGGAAAAGUGGAUUUGCUUCCAUUGGAGAUUUCCGUCCAUUGGAGAUUUCCUGUAUCUCUUCCACCAGGCAGGAUUCCUCAAAAUACACGUUGCAUAAAUAUUUAAAGACCCUUCAAGAGGAGAACCACAUCAUCAUGGCAAGAAUCAGCCCAACUCUGAAGGCACUAGUUCCCCAUUCCUGGGUUGAGUGUAGUUGUCACAGGCUGGCUGUUUUUCUCUGGGCCUGAACAUGAGUCCAAGGAUUUAGUGGGCGGGAGAGGGAAGACACACUUUCAAUAUCCUAAGAACAGCUAAGGAUCACUGGGUCACUGGGAUGUUGGAAUGGCAGCUCUCCUUGGGAAGAAAUAAGAGUCGUAAUUUUUCCAAACUCUGCCAAAGGCUGGGUCACCUAUGUGUGAAUGUAUUCAUUUCUGCUUUGUUCCUGGUACCCACGUGCUUUGGCUGCCAAUUUACUUUCCUAACCUUAUGCUCUCAUAGGAAGUUGAUCUCUUUGUUUGUUUUUAAAUUAAUUGACGUUAGACUAAGAAAUUAGAGCAGUAUGAGGUUUACAGAAAAAUUAAGCAGAAAGUACAGAGUUCCUAUACACAACCACUCCUCUCCCCUGCCAGUUUCUCCUAUUAUUAACAUCUUUUGUUGGUGUGGUACAUUAUUACAAUUGAGUAACCAAUAUUGCUAUAUUAUUAAUCAAAGUCCAUAGUUUAUAUUAGGGUGCAUUCUUGGUGUUUUACAGUUGUAUGGGUUUUAACAAAUGCAUAAUAUCAUGUAUCCACAAUUACAUUAUCAUACAGAAUCAUUUCACUGCCCUAAAAAUCCCCUAUGUGCCAACCUCUGGCAACCACUGGUCUUUGUACUGUCUCAAAAUUUUUUCCUUUCCUCAGAAUGUCAUAAUUGGAAUUAUACAGUAUGUAGCCCUUUCCGACUUGCUUCUUUCGCUUAUCGAUAAUGCAUUUAAGGUUCCUACAUGUCUUUCUGUGGCUGGAUAACUCAUUUAUUUAUUUUCAUUGUGGUAGGAGCACUUAAUGUGAGAUCUUCCCUCUUAACAAAGCUUCAAGUGUGUGAUACAGUAUCUUUGUUUUUAAGGAGAGAAGGAGAGAAGGAGAUAGACAGAGGGAGGGAGAGAGAAGGGUAGAUCUAAGAAACAAUAACAUCAAAAAGAGAUUCCCUGGAGAUGAUGGGAGGUCUGCAUUUGUUUUGCUAGCUUUCUUGGUUUUCUUGUUGGCUGCAAAAGACUGUUCCUAUUUACUUGCUUUGCCAUGUUUGGUGCAAAAUUUGUAGCAAUACUAAAAUGCUUAACAUGCCUACUUCUCAGCUUCUGUAUGGAACAUGUACCCCAGACCAAAGCUUUGUGCCACUCUGUACUUGCUGCAAAGUGUAAUGUCUUUUUCAUUAAAUUCCCUUUCCUAAUAUCUCUAAUGUGUUCUAUUACAAGUUAUUCCUGGGUGCUUGAAGAUGCAUAUCCUUGAAGAUGCAUUGCAUGUCACCUGUUCCUCCUGUUUUUAUUCUUUCUUGUCUUUGGAGCAAAGCACAUUUGCUGAAUUGAGGCACACAGAUU
Messenger RNA from Camelus dromedarius (Arabian camel), 17581 nucleotides. It is a transcript of the gene SYTL5, whose product is annotated as synaptotagmin like 5. Gene Ontology annotation, cellular component: plasma membrane; exocytic vesicle. The record is from RefSeq and is a predicted model, not a curated record. Bases 5513 to 7783 code for a protein of 756 amino acids. Lineage: Eukaryota; Metazoa; Chordata; Mammalia; Artiodactyla; Camelidae. Gene Ontology annotation, biological process: intracellular protein transport; exocytosis. The transcript is spliced from 22 exons. Gene Ontology annotation, molecular function: neurexin family protein binding; phospholipid binding; small GTPase binding.